Messenger RNA from Myripristis murdjan (pinecone soldierfish), 6838 nucleotides. RefSeq names its product nucleoporin 205 (gene nup205). Gene Ontology annotation, cellular component: nuclear pore; nuclear pore inner ring. Gene Ontology annotation, biological process: nuclear pore organization. The transcript is spliced from 42 exons. The record is from RefSeq and is a predicted model, not a curated record. Gene Ontology annotation, molecular function: structural constituent of nuclear pore. NCBI's taxonomy places the organism in Eukaryota, Metazoa, Chordata, Actinopteri, Holocentriformes, Holocentridae. Bases 1 to 5985 code for a protein of 1994 amino acids.
AUGGCUGCGCAGAUGGCGGUAAAUUCGGGAGCCAGUCUGUGGGGGCCGCUGAAGGAGCUCUGGGAGACGGUGGAGGGUGCCGUGUUGAGGAGGCAGCCCGAGAGCGUCCACCUCCUCGACCUGCAGCUGAAGAAACACAAGCCGCACUUUGUCUCGCUCUUCAAGAACCCUGCAAAAAGUGCAGAGCAGAGGGAGAAGGUGCGUAAAGCCAGCACAGAGGGCAUCGCCAUCCAAGGCCAACAGGGGUCUCGGCUCCUUCCUGAGCAGCUCCUCACAGAAGCCUUCAUCCUCAGUGAUUUGUUUGAUAUUGGAGAGUUGGCUGCCUUGGAGCUACUAUUGGCAGGCGAGCACCAGCAGCCACAUUUCCCAGGUUUGACGCGAGGGCUAGUGGCCGUGUUGCUCUAUUGGGAUGGGAAGUUCUGCGUGGCCAACUCCCUGCGCUCCCUCAUCCAGUCACGCCAAGGAAAGACUUUCACCCUCGAACUCAGUGGAGAGCUGGUGGCUCUGACGACGCGUUUUACAGAUGAGCUGAUGAGCCAGGGGCUAACUAAACGUAUCCUGAGCCUGGUGUCGGAGAUCAACGUGACCCGAGAGUUCGAGCGGCUUCAGAAAGAGCGCGGCCUGGGCAAUGAGAAGCACAGGAAGGAGGUGUCAGACCUCAUCAAAGAAUGCAGACAGGCGCUGGCAGACAGCCUUUUUUCAUGGACCUGCCAGUCAUCUUUGACCAAAGACGAUACUCUGGCUCUCAUUGGUCACCUGGAGACUAUGACAGCCGAAGCUGACGGCUCAUUGGACAGUGUGAACCUGGCUCUGGUCAUGGCUCUGCUCUACUGCUUGGAUGUGAGCUUCCUAGAGCAAGGGACGGAAGAUCGAGAAGACCUGCUCCAGGCCCUGCCGUUGCUGACAGAGAGGCAGUAUGUGUCUGCAGUGCACAGUCGUCUGAUGGACAGCCAGCCCUGGAAGCUCCCCGGCCUGCAGGCUGUGUGCCGGCUGGCCUGGGCCCUGGCUCUUAGGGCCCUGUCCCAGCUGCCACAGGGCUCCGCCCUGGUUGAGUUCACUGAGGCAGACGAGGCGCUGGCGGACCAAGCCCUCCUGGGUGACGUCUUCCUCUUCAUGAAGGAAGGCAUGCUGGGAUGUGAGAGCUGCGGCCAGGAAGAGUUCUACAUCCGUCGCAUCCAUUCGCUCAUCACAGACUUCUUGGCUCUCAUGCCAGUAAAGGUGAAGCAGCUGCGGAACCGCGCUGAUGAAGACGCUCGUUUGGUGCACAUGUCCCUGCAGAUGGGCAGUGAGCCGCCAUCAUCAUUACGCAAAGAUUUAGACCACCUCAUGGUCCUGAUAGGAGAGUUUUACAGCAAGGACAUAUUUGGCCUGGAGCUGGGUCUGGAGUUCUGGUGUCCCACAGAGUCUCUCCAGCACACCUCGCUGCAGGGAUCCUACCUGGGCAUGGCCCUGCAGAGACCUCCACACAAACAGGUGGUUCUGUCUAAGUUUGUGCGUCAGAUGGGAGACCUUCUGCCCUCCACCCUCUACAUCUCCUAUCUGCGUAUGCUGAAAGGCCUUGCCAAUGGUCCCCAGUGUGCCCACUACUGCUUCAGCCUGCUAAAAACCAACGGAGCUCCACAUGGUGAUAAUAUCCAGGGAGUGGCAGGCAGCCCCGUGUCCUGGGAGCACUUCUUUCACUCUCUCAUGUUGUACCACGAGAACCUGCGCAGAGAUCUUCCCAAUCCAGACACAUCGCACUACCGCCACCCACCACUGAGGGGCAUCACCCAGAGGGAGCUGGAGGGACUGACUGCCUUUCUGCAGCUGCUCACCACCAUUGUUACCUGGAGUGAAAAUGCUCGACUAGCGUUGUGUGAGCACCCCCAGUGGACCCCUGUGGUGGUUAUGCUGGGUUUGCUACAGUGCAGCGUUCCCCCCGUCCUCAAGGGUGAGCUGCUCCACUGCCUGGCCGCCUUUGGGAAGUCACCAGAGAUAGCUGCUUCACUCUGGCAGUCGCUGGAGUACACUCAGAUCCUCCAGACAGUGCGAGCCCCGGGACAGAGACAAGCUGCUGGAAUUGAGGUGGAGCUGAAUGAGAUCGAGUCGAGCUGUGAGGAAUACCCCCUGACACGAGCCUUCUGUCAGCUGAUGAGUACUUUGGUUGAGGGCAGCCUGCCGGUCAACCUGGGGGCGGGGCUGCGUGUGCCAGGGUUCGAGCCCUAUCUGACCUUCCUGCGGGACGCUGUGUUCCUCCCCUUCCCCACCAGAGCAUAUCGCCGCCCAGCUGAGAAGUGGGAGGUAGCUGACGCUGUGCUGGAGGUUUUCCACAAGCUGCUGCGGGACUACGAGCCACAGCCGUCUGACUUUGUCCAGGAGAUGGUGGAGCUACAGGGGGAGCAGGUCCCGGCCCACAAGCCCCCCGGUCACAGCAUCAUGUUCCACCUCCUCAACGACUCGCCCAUGCUGGCGCUGUGUCUAAGCCUGCUGGAGGAGGGCGUGCGCCAGCUGGACACCUACGCACCUUUCCCUGGAAAGAAGCAGCUGGAGUCGGCGGUGUUGCACUGCCUGUGUCUUCUGGACUUGGCCCUGCAGAAGGAGGUGAUGUUCAUGGACCUGCUGAGGGAGAGCCAGGCCUCCCUGCUGGUCUCUCCCCUGGAGCAGCUCCUGCAGGGGGUCAGUCCUCAGACACGCAGAGCCGAUCACAUCGUCAAUAUUGCCAGGUAUCUGUAUCAUAGCAGCUCCAAUCCAGAGGCAGCUUUCCAGAGCGCCAAGAUCCUACGUCAUAUCGCCCGCUACCCCAACAUUCAGAUGAGGCUGGUAGGAGAUUUCACACACGAUCAGGCUGUGAGUGAGAAGCUGAUGGCAGGUUUUGUGGAGUGUCUGGACAACGACGAGGCAGAGGAGGGCAUAGAAAAGGGUGAUGACUCAGACGCACUGAAGAAGAUUGCCAGGAUCCAACAUGAAACCCAGAUCCAUAUUCUGAACUUGCUGAUCACCUCCUUGGAGCUGAAGACCCCAAACCUGGCCCUCUACCUUCUGGGCUACGAGGUCAAGAAGCCGGUUUCCUCCACCAACCUCCAGGAUCCAGGUGUCCUGGGAUGUCCUCGGAGCUGUCUGCAUGCCAUCUUGAGCCUGCUGCAGAGAGGCAGCGAGAAGAGAUCAGGGCCUCUGCUGAGUCGGCAGGCCCCACACCUGGCCGAGCUCUGCUACCAGGUGAUCUACCAGCUGUGUGCCUGCGCCGACACGUCCGGUCCCACCAUGCGCUACCUGAGGACCAGCCAGGACUUCCUGUUCUCUCACCUGCAGCACCUGCCCUUCAUCCUGCCCAGUAACCAGAUCGCUGCCCUCUCCCAGAUGUCUUGGCUCAUGAAGACGGCAGCCAUUGAGCUGCGAGUGACUUCGCUGAACCGCCAGCGCUCACACACACAGCGCCUCGUCAACCUCCUGCUGGACGACCAGCCACACACUCAGCAUGCAGCUGAUGGAGAGUCAGGAAUGGAGGAACAGACCAGAUCAGUUAGUGGCUUCCUGCAUUUUGACACAGUCUCUAAAGUGCGCAGGAAGCUGCUGAGUGUGCUGGACGCCAUUGAUUUCAGCCAGGACGUGCCCGAGCUGCUGCAGCUGGACUUCUUUGAGCGCACUCAGAUAGAGCAAGUGAUCUCCAACUGUGAGCAUGUCAACGAGCAAGGACACACUGUGUGCAACGUCAAGCUUCUGCACAGAGUGCUGGUUGCCGAGGUAAAUGCCCUGCAAGGAAUGGCGGCUAUUGGACAGAGACCCCUGUUAAUGGAGGAGGUGAACUCCAUCCUGCAGCAGGUGGUGGAGAGGAACCGCGUCCGUCGGAGCCUGAGUGCCAAGCGCCACGCCCUGCAGUCCUGGAGGAGCCUGGUGGAGACGCUGCUGACCGCCUGCCCUGCCGACCUCAUCCCUGCUGACGACAGGCAGCUCAUCAUCAGAGACCUGCUGCUCGACCUGCAUGACAAGGUGUUAUCUGAGGACGCAGCAGGAGAGCUGAUGCCCAUUGUUGCCGGGGCAGUCUUCACGCUGACAGCCCACCUCAGCCAGUCCGUCCUGUCUGAGCAGCAGCAGGGGGCGGGGCUUGAAGGAGCGGCGUCCUCUGGCUUCGCCUCCAUUGCCAACUCCGCCCUGCACCUGAUCCUCCGCAAGCUGCUGGACUUCAUCCUCUGUACUGGAGGUGGAUUCCAGCGUCUUCGUGCUCACCUGUACGGCUCCCUGCUUUACUACCUGCAAAUCGCCCAGAAGCCUGAAGAACCAGACACUCUGCAGACAGGGAAGUCCAUGUGGGAGCGCCUGACGGCUCCUGAAGACGGUUUCUCCAAACUGCAGAGAGAGAACCUGGCGAUCAUUGAGAGCUACGGCACGGCUCUCAUGGAGGUGGUGUGCAGAGACGCCUGCGAUGGCCAUGAAAUUGGCAGGAUGCUGGCGCUGGCGGUGCUGGACCGGAUCCUGUCCAUCGACCGUCAGAACCAGUGGCUGGUGUAUCUGUGCAACAGCGGCUACCUGCGGGUGCUGGUGGAGAGUCUGAGGCAGGACGACGCCACCCUGCAGGGCCUGCUCACACCACAGCCGCCCCUCCUCAAACCGCUCUACAUCUACGAGAGCAAAAUGGCCCUGCUGACUCGCGUGGCGAAGACGGGUCAGGGGGCCGUGGAGCUGCUGCGCUGUGGGCUGGUGUCCCAGCUGAUGGAGUGCCAGGUGUUUGACAUGAUUCCUGACAGCGAUGCACACAGGGUGAUGAGGGACCAAUCAGGCUUCAUCCCCAGCCCUCUGGACCGCUACCGGCAGAUCCUUCUGCCAACCCUCAGGCUCUUCCAGGUGAUCCUGACCUCCACCACCACAAACCACCAGCAGGGGGCAGCACAGGUUCUCCAGUGGCUGAUUGUCCAUGCUGACACCAUCCAGUCCCUGCUGCGCUGUCAGGAGCUCAGUAUGAGAGCCCUGCAGGAGCUCUCUCUGCUCACUGGCAUUAUCAGCAAGACGGCUCUGCCAGGAGUCCUUGAGAUGGGAGGCGAAGUCAACGGCGCCGCUCUGCUGGAGUUCCAGGGUCACAUCAACAGAUUCCAGCGACUGUGUCUGUCCCUGCUUGGCCGUCUGGCGGGGAGUGAGAGGGAGAGGCUGCUGAAGCAGGCGGAGAUGGCCGCGCCCGGAGAGUCCGCAGAGCGACGAGAGGAGAUGGAGGUGGCCAUGCAACAGGUGUGUGCCAACAUCAUGGAGUACUGCCAGACGCUGCUGCUGCAGAGCUCAGCUCAGGCCCAGUUCAGCAUCUGCCUCUUCGGCCCGUCUGGCGGCGAACCAGCUGGCAGGGAUGCAGGACGAGCAGACCUGUCAUCCACCCUGCCAUCGGUGGCGUACUCCCGCGCUCCCAGCCUGGGCCUCGUCCUCUACCUGCUGAAGAACAGCGCUGCAGAUUUCUUCCGAUUCCACCAGAGUCACAGACAGAGCCUGGGCAAGCUGCAGAGCCUGGAGCAGCUGCCUCCUGAGGAGCUCAAAGAGUUGUGCCAGGGUCUGGUGUCAGGCCCAGGAGGGGUGGAGAAAAUCUCGUCAGUCCAGAGGAGCCUGCUGGCCAAGCGACGACUGGUCCAGCUCAUCAACAACAGAGCCAAGCUGCUGGCCCUCUGCUCCUAUGUAAUAGAAACCUGUUUAUUUGUGUUGUGGCGCCACCUGGAGUACUACCUGUUGUACUGUACUCCCACUGACCCCAAGGACUCCCUGUUGCCUGGAGUCAGCGCAUACAGAUCACGCCUUGGAGACGACUCAUUUGGUGGACUGCGGGCAGGCGGAGGCCGUGGCCUGGGUUUGUCUCGAGUCAGCCAGCAAGACCUAGACCAGCUGCAGACCGAGAUGGCCACAGGUUUCGGGGAGGCCCUGCAGAGGAAGCUACUGGAAGUGGAGGGGCUGUACAGCCAGGUCCGCUCCCGCUACACCUUCAUCCAGGCCUUGGUCCGCAGGAUCCGCGGCCUGCUCCGACAGCCCAAAAGCUGAGACAGCCGCACACAGAAAACACACACCAAGACUCUGAUCUCUCCCUUUCUUCUAAAACACAACAAAACCUCUUCCCAGAAUCUAGAGGAACAACACCAGCCAAGCAAAAUGAACAGAAGAAAACUAGUAUGAGGACUCUGUUUGUCUUCUAUGGAUUUCUUCACUCGGGACAGUCUCACUCCUUUAUACUCUCCCAUUCGAACAUUUGUAUAUUAUAAGUUCUUACGGCCACGACAACGUGCAGUGUGUUCUGAGCGACCAAUUCUGACAACUAGUGAGUGCCUGUCUAACCCGUGGGAAAAUGUAACUUAAAGAAUGCACUCGUUAAGUUUUUAUUGGUAAUCAUUCGGUCAUUUGAUUAUUAUUGACUGGGUUUGCUUUCUUUUUGUGAUUUUGUUUUUUUUUGUAUUGUGAAAAUAAAAACAGUUUUCUAAAUCAAUUACAUACUGGCUCACAGAGUACAACAAACUGCCUCCAGUAUGCAGUCUCGUGGGGAAAAUGAAAGAUUUGGAGGUGGAAUAAUGAAAAAAAAUCACUUUCAUACUCUAUCAUGCACACAUGCAAACUGAUGAGCAUUUAAGCCUCAGUAUCAGCUGCUGUAGAGAUGAACUAUUCUCCAAUAACUCACACAGUGGGGACACAAACUUAAUUUUUGGUAGGCAAUGAUAAAAUACAUUUCCCGAGUCUAAUUGUACUUUUUGCAUUUGUUAAAAGUGGUAUGAUUUUUGAACUGCAAACUGCAGUUUCAAAAUGGCAGUAACAACUAGAUGUAUAGUGUUACUGGUAUUGCAGAAUAUGUCACUGAAUAUGCACGGUGUGUAUGAGCAAAAGGGGCUUUUUAAAGAUCACCAUU